UCGAAAAGUGAUUUGAAAUAAAAAAGAAAAAAAUAUAUUUAUCAUGUUCCUAUCAUAAAAGUAGAAAAUUUUGUUAUUGUAGAUUUAAUUACCAAUGUUUUUUAAAUUAUUGGCAUUUAUAUUAACAGUUUUACAAUUAGCUUCGUUCUUGGAAUUUAGUUAUUAUUGUAUUAGUUGAUUUCUUUAACGAUAGAUAUUUAUAUUUGACAUGACACAUUGAAUGAACUCCGAAGUGGACCGAUCAUCGCCUACCUGGGCACAUACAGCCCUGUGUGCGGAUCUUACUUGGGCCGCGGAACCUCCCGAUGACUUUAUCAGAGCAAACCAGCGCCUUUUGGCACAACAUUGUCGCAUCACACAAAUUCUUCAAGACACCACAGAGCCUUCGCAGAGUCUGUGUGAUAUAGCAGAGAGACGGCUAGAAAAUGGCACGUCAGGUCGGAGGAGCGUGAAAGAAACAAUUCCAGAGUCAAGACUGGCGCAAUUUUAUGGAAACUUUUAUUACGAUGAUCUAAGAGAAAGUUGUUAUACAAAUCCCAAUGAGACUAGAGGCAGACCGCACUGCAAUCAAAGAUGCGAGAACACAGAUGUUACGGAGUGCUGGAUGCUUCCAGAGGUGGAGUACUGGUUUCGGAAGUUGAUAGAGGAGCCCACAGACCGCAGCCUCUUCCAUCGACGCCGCAGGCAGUACCGGAUGACACCAGACGAUGAUUUCGAGCGCUGGGGCCCGAUUUGGGCACGGACCGCUGAGGAGGCAAGUUUAGCGGCAAAAGUGCGUAGCGUACGGUCUAUUUGGCAGAACACGUAUGAGAACUCUGGCCAAACCUCCAGAAGAACACCCAGUCCACCUCAGCCGCCCAGGAAAAUAAGAGCCAGAAGACGGCAGCCCAGAAGGUUGUCUGCAUUGGCGCCCCCGCCGCCAGUUUAUUGCUUGGAUGCAGGAGCACGACUUGUUUGCGACUCUACUUGCAAGUUUCAGUUUGACAACCCACGCCCAACGCACGUGUCUGAUUGUCAGAGAGUAAUGAGUCGAUACUCUGCGAGUAUGCAGGCCCUAAUGAGAGCUACAGCAGCAAGGUGUCCGCUGUACAGAGGAACAAAUGUCAGCCGAUACGCGCCCACUGGCCCAAGACCUUUGCGCUGCUUGGAUAGACGCUGCAGUCUCUGGUGGCCUCGCGACACUAAUUCCACCAGACAAGAUAUAAAAAUUAAAACUAAUGCGCACCCAGAUGCUACAAUCGUAGUCAAUAAUGAUGAAAAAGAAACCGCAAAAUCAUCUGAAGAUCAGACAGUUGAAAAGAAUGAUGAAAAGCAAACUGAAUCAAAGUUCGAAGCUCCUGAAAGUCCUACAUUAAACCAGAAAGAAAUAUUAAUAGAGGAUGAUCAAGUUGCAUCAACGAGCACAGCUUGUAUGGAGACAGAAUUAAGAAAGAAACGUUUGUAUAGCACAGUAUUAAGUAUGAGUCCACCUACGAUAAAUAUAUCACCUGGAUGCGUGAGAUUAUCACAAAAGCUUGCUACACCUGGUAUUUUGAAAUUAAAUUCAAAAACACGACUAAGAACUCCUAAUGUUGAUAACAAAUAUGAAGAGUUGGAAAAGGAAGCUUUAGAACAGUACAAAGCUUCUGACGAAAGUAUAGACACCAAAUUCAAAGAAUUAGAAAAAGAGGCUGUUGAACAGUACAGCACUAGUAACAGUAAUACGAGUUGCAGCAGCGGGCAUUCGGCAGAAAAGAAAUCCUCAAACGUUACAACAGACAGCGAAUCAAAAAGUAAAAGGACAUCAAAAUUUCAUAAAGAAAAAUCAUUAGACAGCGUUGUUAUAUACUCACAAAAUUUUCCUGACCUAAAUGCUAGAGGGCAUACGAGUAGUGUUACGAAUUUAAAAAACUGGCACGCCCCCCCGAGGGGGGAGAAAAAGGAACAAAGUCAUCGUCCGACAAAAACAAGAAGCAUUAAAAAUGAAACGCAAAGUGCUGCGUCAGACACUGAUUAUGAAGCAAGAAACAGUAAGACAACUCAAAAAGCUCCCAUGAGGUGGAUGCUGCAUAUGAUUCCAUCUAAGAAACGGCAUUUAUCUGCAUGUGCUUCAGAUUUUUCUUCUGACGAGGACAUAGAAGAAACCUCAAGAUCAUUAAAAGAUGCAGGUCCGUGCAUAAAGACUCGUCUUACUGGAAAAGCCAAGUUAUCAGCACACGGUGGAGGCGAUUUGAAUCUAACCAUGCGGAAAACCUGAGCAUUCCAUCAUGCAGCAUUUUUUGCUCUGGCUACCAGAUUCAGCAUAUUCACAUAAUGACAAUGAAUUUUGUAGCCUGAAUAUCAUUUUUAUAUUUUUAUUUUAUGACAUGCUCAAGUAAGAUUUGUAUAUUAUGUCAUUUAGUUCCCAAGUGAAUGUACUCAGAAUGUCUGUAAAAUGAUUGAGUAAUUUUACUUAUCUUCUUCUUUGUAUAGGUAUAUAUUUAUAUUUGAGUUUACUUAUUGAUGUUAAGAUAACAAUUUCAGUUGUUGAAAAUGUCAAACAAUGAAAAUUGAUUACAUGUUUAGUGCUAAAAAAAUACAUUUUUAUAAUUAGUU
Leptidea sinapis is the source of this 2574-nucleotide messenger RNA. RefSeq lists its product as uncharacterized. The record is from RefSeq and is a predicted model, not a curated record. The coding region runs from base 221 to 2236 and encodes 671 amino acids. The transcript has 7 exons. NCBI's taxonomy places the organism in Eukaryota, Metazoa, Arthropoda, Insecta, Lepidoptera, Pieridae.